AUGGAGACUUGGACCUCAAGGCCUGGGGAGAGAGCUGUCUGCUCUCAAGCCUCAGCCCUUUCUCAGGAUGGGGAGGACAAGACCGAGUUUCAGGAGCCAUUGACCUUCAGGGACGUGGCGGUGGUCUUCACUGAGGAGGAGCUGAGGCUGCUGGACCGCGCCCAGAGGAAGUUGUACCGAGACGUGAUGCUGGAGAACUUUAGGAAUCUGCUCUCUGUGGGUAAGGGAAACCCCAUAGGAGACAAGAAUGAAAAGGAAAUGGAGUAUAUUCAAGAAAGAGAUUUAAAGUGCCUUUCCUCCAGGGAGCUCUCCUACUGGAAAAUCUGGGAACAGGUGACUGGUGAAUUAACUGGGAGUCAGGAUCAUAGAGUAAAUCUUCAAGGGAAAAGUUUCCAGUUCUCAGAAGACGCUUCUCCCUGCCAAGGGUGGGAAGGAGCACCUGCUCGGGGUUCACACAUUGACAAUCUGGUGGGCAGUCUACAGAGACCCAUCGGCUCAGAAAAUCAAGAGUUUCCACCCUGGAAAGCUGUAAGACCGGUGUCCGGUCAAGAUUCUUGGUUGAAAGCCCUUGUGAAUGAGCCGUGGAACAUUCGCGAAAUGUGUAAAAAACUUGACAGGCCAGAUACAAUAUAUAAACAUGAGGGGGACAGUUACGACUUCAGCUGGAUAUCACGUUGUCACAUUGACCACAGAUUACCUGAAAGAGAGAGACCCUGUAAUUGCUAUCAGUGUGGAAAGGACCACGUUAAAAAGCCGAUACUUCAUCGCCCUAACAACCCCCAAGAGUAUGACCGGAAAAGAAAUGACUGUGGAAACGGCUUCAGGGAAGAGUCCCACCUUCCCGCUCAUCCAAGAGGGCCCUCGAGAGAGAAACCCCAUAAAAACGAGUUCAGUCCGGGCUUGAGGCCACCCGCCCACCUCGAGAGACCUCAAAGGACUCCUUCGGGCGAGAAAGCCUCUAAAAGUAAGGAGUGCGGCCGGGGCCCGCGGCAGAACCCGCGCGGGCCCAGCAGGCCCCGGGCCCCUGCCGCGGAGAUGCCCUACAGGUGCGAUGUGUGUGGGAAGGGCUUCCGGUACCAGUCGAUCCUCCUCAUUCACCAGGGCGUGCAUACGGGCAAGAAGCCGUAUGCGUGCGAGGAGUGUGGGAAGGCCUUCGGCCGCAGCUCAAACCUGCUGGUCCAUCAGAGGGUCCACACCGGCGAGAAGCCGUACAAAUGCGGCGAGUGUGGGAAGGGCUUCAGCUACAGCUCGGUGCUGCAGGUGCACCAGCGGCUGCACACGGGCGAGAAGCCCUACACGUGCAGCGAGUGCGGCAAGGGCUUCUACGCCAAGUCGGCGCUCCACAAGCACCAGCACGUGCACCCCGGGGAGAAGCCCUACAGCUGCGCCCAGUGCGGGAAGGGCUUCACGUGCAGCUCCCACCUCAGCAGCCACCAGAAGGCGCACGCGGGCCAGAAGCCCUACCAGUGUGACAAGUGCGACAAGGGUUUCAGCUACAACUCGUACCUCCAGGCGCACCAGCGCGUCCACACGGGGCAGCGGCUCUUCGAAUGCGACGUGUGCGGCAAGAGUUUCAGUUACAGCUCGGGGCUCCUCAGGCACCAAAGGCUGCACACGGGCGAGAAGCCCUACAAGUGCGAGUGCGGGAAGGGCUUCGGCCGCAGCUCGGACCUGCACGUCCACCAGAGGGUCCACACCGGCGAGAAGCCCUAUAAGUGCGUUGAGUGCGGGAAGGGCUUCCGGCGGAAUUCAGACCUGCAUAGUCACCAGAGGGUCCACACGGGCGAGCGGCCCUUCGUGUGCGACGUGUGUGGGAAGGGCUUCAUUUACAGCUCCGACCUCCUCAUCCAUCAGAGGACGCACACAGGCGAGAAGCCCUACAAAUGUGCCGAGUGCGGCAAAGGCUUCAGUUACAGCUCGGGGCUCCUCAUCCACCAGAGGGUGCACACUGGCGAGAAACCUUACAAAUGCGAAGAGUGCGGUAAGGGCUUCCGGUGCACCUCAAGUCUCUACAAGCACCAGCGCAUCCACACGGGCAAGAAGCCCUACACGUGUGAUCAGUGCGGCAAGGGCUUCAGUUACGGCUCCAAUCUCCGCACCCACCAGAGGCUGCACACGGGCGAGAAGCCCUACACGUGUUACGAGUGCGGCAAGGGCUUCAGAUACGGCUCGGGGCUCCUCAGUCACAAGAGGGUGCACACCGGGGAGAAGCCUUAUAGAUGCGACGUGUGCGGGAAGGGCUACAGUCAGAGCUCACACCUUCAGGGUCAUCAGAGGAGGGUCCACACGGGCGAGAAGCCCUACAAAUGCGAGGAGUGUGGGAAGGGCUUUGGCCGAAGCUCCUGUCUUCACGUCCACCAGAGGGUCCACACGGGCGAGAAGCCCUACACGUGCGGGGAGUGCGGGAAGGGCUUCAGCUACAGCUCGGGCCUGCGGAAUCAUCAGCGGGUGCACGGGAGUGAGAAACCUGACAAGUAG
Molecule: messenger RNA, 2478 nt
Organism: Odobenus rosmarus divergens (Pacific walrus)
Lineage: Eukaryota; Metazoa; Chordata; Mammalia; Carnivora; Odobenidae
Gene: ZNF229
Product: zinc finger protein 229
Exons: 5
Coding region: 1-2478 (825 amino acids)
Biological process (GO): regulation of DNA-templated transcription
Molecular function (GO): DNA-binding transcription factor activity, RNA polymerase II-specific; RNA polymerase II cis-regulatory region sequence-specific DNA binding
Source: RefSeq, a predicted model, not a curated record